Molecule: messenger RNA, 1041 nt
Organism: Eutrema salsugineum
Lineage: Eukaryota; Viridiplantae; Streptophyta; Magnoliopsida; Brassicales; Brassicaceae
Product: zinc finger protein WIP5
Exons: 2
Coding region: 7-1041 (344 amino acids)
Biological process (GO): regulation of gene expression; anatomical structure development
Cellular component (GO): nucleus
Molecular function (GO): DNA-binding transcription factor activity
Source: RefSeq, a predicted model, not a curated record
AAACUCAUGUCUAAUCCAGCUUGUUCUAAUCUCUUCACCAAUGGAUUUGACAAUACAAACUUCACCUACUCCAGUUCUCUCUCUUACAUUUACAACUCUAACAAUAGCUUCUACUACCCUAAUACCACAAAUCCUAAUAACAUGGCUCCUACUACUACUUCCACUUUCCCUAACUCACCUCCACUCAGAGAAGCACUUCCUCUUCUUAGCUUAAGCCCCUCAAGGCACCAAGAACAGCAAGAUCAACACUAUUUCAUGGACACAGAUCAGAUCAGUUCUUCUAACUUUCUCAACGAUCCUCAUGAUGUGACCGUGGAUCUUCAUUUAGGGUUACCAAACUACGGUGAUGGUGGGAGCAUUGAGAGCUAUAUUGCCCCUGAUGGAACCACCGAGGAACAACAUCAUCAUGACCAAGGAGUAGAGGUCACGGUUGACUCCCACCUUCAUGAUGAUGAUGAUCAUGGAGAUCUACCCAGAGGUCAUCACUAUUGGAUCCCUACUCCUGCUCAGAUUUUGAUUGGUCCUACACAGUUCUCUUGUCCUCUUUGCUUCAAGACAUUCAACAGAUACAACAACAUGCAGAUGCACAUGUGGGGACACGGCUCACAAUACAGAAAGGGACCAGAGUCUCUAAGAGGAACUCAACCAACAGGAAUGUUAAGACUACCAUGUUUCUGCUGCGCACCGGGAUGCAAGAACAACAUCGACCACCCGCGAGCCAAGCCUCUCAAGGAUUUUCGAACCCUCCAAACCCAUUACAAGCGCAAACACGGAUCUAGACCUUUUGCUUGCCGCAGAUGUGGCAAGGCCUUUGCAGUGAAAGGAGAUUGGAGAACACAUGAGAAGAAUUGUGGUAAACUUUGGUAUUGCUCUUGUGGCUCGGAUUUUAAGCACAAGAGAUCGCUUAAAGACCACGUCAAGGCUUUUGGUAAUGGUCAUGUUCCUUGUGGGAUUGAUAGCUUUGGAGGAGAUCAUGAUGACAACUAUGAGGCUGCUUCUGAUAUCGAGCAACAAGAUGAUUGCAACAACAACGAGUGUUAA